GUGCAUUCCUGCUAGUGGUUUUUAGUAGGGGCUAGAAUAGGCGUCUUUAAUUGCAUGCGAGUGUAUGGUACUACAUAGAGCUGGAAAUCAACCAUCUCUCAAAGAUGCCUCAGGUAAAGCAUGAGCCAAAUCCAGGCAAGGGAUAUAUAUCAGAGUAUGAAAAAACUAUACAAAGAAACAUAAAAGAGAGAAUGGAGAUGCUGAAAAAGCUGAAUUUAGAUGUUAUAAAGGAAGAAGCUAAGGCAGCCAUCUCACCACCCAAGAAGAAGCGGAAGGUGUUCAGAAGAGCAAAACCAGAACCGAUGAGCUCGGUGCCAACCCGGCGCAGUCUGCGGAUUAGCAAGCUGGAGCCGAGCGGCGAGCCGCUGCCCGAGCGGCCGGUCACACCGCCGCCACCCCGCAAACUCGGGAAAGAGACGGUGCAGGACGCGUUGGUGGAUGGCUCGACCGCGGACGGCGCGCUCGGCUUCAUCGAGGACAUCAAACAGUGGCUGAGCAAGCAGGAGCGGCGACAGGACAUCCCUGCCGACAGCUACACCCAGGCGCUGGCCAACAUGACGGUGACGGAGGACACGUGGACCAAGGUGACGCCGCAGCGCAUCUGCUCCAUGGCCUUCUGUCCGCUGCAGGACAAGCUGGUGGUGGCGGCCGGCGACAAGCGCGGUGUGCUCGGCCUGUGGGACGUGUCGCUGGCGGACGCGGGCGUCCACCAGCUGGCGGCGCACAACCGGCACAUCAACGGCCUCAGCUUCGCACCGCAUGAUGGCCAUCAUUGCUUCACCACCAGCUACGACGGCAUCACGCGCCGCCUCGACCUGCAGAAGAUGGAGCUGGAUCAGGUGUACGCGACGGCCGGCUCGGACGAUCUGUACCUGAUCCACCACGCGCACGUGGGGUCGGCCGGCCUGCUGAUCGGCCGCAGUGACGGGCAGCUGGUGCGUGUCGACCUGCGCUCCUCCGACAGCGUCCUGCACAGGGUCGGCUCCGGAGACGUGCGCUACAUCAGCGUGCACCCGAGCCGCGAGCACACGGUCGUCACCGUCGAGAGGCCCAGCACCAUCAGCCUGUGGGACAUGCGCCGGCUGAAGGGCGAGCGGAGCGCGCUGCAGCGGGUGGAGCUGCCGCGCGCCUGCAGCAGCGCCAGCAUCAGCCGGCGCGCCGGCGACGCCCUGGUGGCGCUCAGCAGCGACGACACCAUCCGCCUGUACAGCGGCCUCAACAGCGGCGACAUGCUCCCGACCAAGACGAUCCGACACAACAACCACACCGGCCGGUGGCUGACCACGUUCAAGCCGACCUGGCUGCCGGACAGUGACGACCUGUUCCUGGUGGGCUCCAUGGACCGGCCCAGACGGAUGGAGGUAUACGACCGAGCCGGCCCGGUGUACCACUACCUGAUGGGAGAGGAGCUGCAGUCGGUGUGCUCCACCAUCGUGUGCCACCCCACCCAGCCGGCCAUAGCCGGCGGCAACUCGUCCGGACGCGUCUACGUGUUCCAGUGAGGGUCGCCUCAGCUGGUGCCGCGUGGCUGGGCUCCACGGACGCCUGACCCCUGGACCGGGUCCGCGCCUUGUCACCGGCUGAGGGUGCGGGCGCAUGUGUCACCAAUCGGAGGCGUGCAGUAUGGCUCGCCGACUCGUGCGAGGCUUACCAUGACUCCAGUACCUGCAUGCUCACCGGUAAUCGAAAUUUCUCCAACGUUUGAUAGCCUUGAUACAACAUUGCGGUAGAAGCCUUCCGCACCACCGGAUGUAGUGGUUCAAUAGUUUUUACGAUGUUGUAGUUUAAUUAGUUCACUUCAGUAGGUAAUGCUGCGGUGGUUUUCCAAGGUCAUCUUGAUUUCUAGUAGGAUUUCGCGCUGUAUUCCAGAUCUGGGUUACACAUCAAGUGCCAUCAAUUCUUAUAGAAGCAUGCACAAAAGACGGAACGUGCGAUGUUCUAUACACUAGUGUAGAAUGGUUCGAAAUGUGACAUCGUGCGAUGUUUUAUGCACUAGUGUAGUAUAGUUCGAAUUUCAGCAUCGUGCGAUGUUUUCUAUAUGAGUGUAAGGUAGGCAAUACGAUGCUGCUUUUUCUAAAUACAUUUU
Molecule: messenger RNA, 2086 nt
Organism: Pollicipes pollicipes
Lineage: Eukaryota; Metazoa; Arthropoda; Thecostraca; Pollicipedomorpha; Pollicipedidae
Product: WD repeat-containing protein 76
Exons: 10
Coding region: 105-1502 (465 amino acids)
Biological process (GO): regulation of DNA damage checkpoint
Cellular component (GO): nucleus
Molecular function (GO): DNA binding; protein binding
Source: RefSeq, a predicted model, not a curated record